Molecule: messenger RNA, 726 nt
Organism: Condylura cristata (star-nosed mole)
Lineage: Eukaryota; Metazoa; Chordata; Mammalia; Eulipotyphla; Talpidae
Gene: TRH
Product: thyrotropin-releasing hormone
Exons: 2
Coding region: 1-726 (241 amino acids)
Biological process (GO): hormone-mediated signaling pathway
Cellular component (GO): extracellular region
Molecular function (GO): thyrotropin-releasing hormone activity
Source: RefSeq, a predicted model, not a curated record
AUGCUGGGCCCUUGGCUGCUGCUCGCCUUAGCGUUGACCCUGACCUUGGCCGGCGUUCCUGGCGGCCACACGCAGUCCGACGAGGUGGCGGAGCAGGAGGUCGCGGUGAUGGCCGAGCACCCUGGCCUGGACGGCCUUCUGCGCCAAGCUGAGCGCCUUCUUCUGCUCCGAGAAGACCUCCAGCAGCUGCAGGGAGACCAGCCUGAACCGGAAUCUGAGUCUCAGCUCUUUCAACCCAACUGGCUCUUGAAGCGUCAGCAUCCUGGCAAAAGGGAGGAGGCAGCAGAGGGAAGUGAAGAGGAGGAGGAAGGAGGGGCCGUGGGACCCCACAAACGGCAGCACCCUGGCCGGCGGGGGGCUGCCUCUGCGUGGCCCCUCCACGUCACUCAGCAGAAGCGGCAGCACCCGGGCCAGCGCGCCUCCUGGCUCGGGGACGUCUUGACCAAGAGGCAGCACCCAGGCAGAUGGCUGGUGGAGCCCAAGCCCCAGCGCUGGGAAGAGAAUGAGGAGCAGGUCGGGGAGGAGGGGGCGGAGCUGAUGCCUGAGAAACGCCAGCAUCCGGGCAGGAGGGCCUUGGGGGGCUCCUGUGGGCCUUGGCAAGCCUGUGGUCAAGCCAGCCUCCUGCUGGGGCUCCUGGAUGACCUGAGCAGGAGCCAGGGAGCUGAGGAGAAGCGGCAGCACCCAGGACGGAGAGCAGCCCUGCUCAGCGAACCCCUGGCGCAGUGA